UUUUUUGACGUAACGGUCGGCGGACGUGCGCUCGGCGGCGCUCGGGCAGUGACAGUCAAAAUAACUAUGAAUACGAAACUUUCAAACAAAAAUGUGCGUGAACAGUGCAAAGUUACUGAAUACAUAAUCUUAUUAGUGCCAUAGUAACGAAAUAAUACAAAUUCUUCACGGAUUUACGUGCUGAUAAAGACAUCGGCGAAAUGCAUGCAUUCCACCCAGACUGUUGAACUUCACGAAAGUUUUCUUGUUGUGUUUUGUUUUUAAAUACCACUUCAUUUUAUUUAGAACAUUAAUUGCAUAAUAUUUCUUUGAACUUUAUAAUAUUGGUGAUAACCUUCUCAACUUUUGGUUUUCAAAGUUCGCAUACACGAUCAAGAGGAUUGCCACAACAAUCAAGGCUAUAGCAGUUGGUAUACGACGACUCGUCCUUACCGCAGCAGCUGACUUUGAAAACGCGCUAUCACUUGCGAAGACGUCACUCAGGCGACGAAUGUGCGGCAUUUGUGUGAUGUGCAGGCCACAUCCCACAGAAGUGCUGGCCGUCACCUGAUUGGCCGACAGUGGCGUGUGCUGAUUGGCCGACAUGAAGUUCUCGACGGGCUCCAGCUCCAGCUCUCUCGCCAGCGACUCGCUGUCGAGGAAGUCCACGCUGUGCAUCUACACGGAGAUCGAUGCGCCGGCGCCGCCGCCGCCGUGCGAAAGGAUGGACAGCAGCUCGGAGGCGAUGGAGCUGCGGCGCGAGCUGGACGCGCUCCGCAGCGCGCUGCAGCAGCAGUCCGAGUCCGUGCUGCGGCAGCGCCACCAGCUGGUGGAGGCCCAGCACCAGCACGCCGCGCGGGAGAAGCGCCACGCCACGGAGCGCCGCAUGAGGCAGGACCAACUCGCACUCGUCCUCCGGUCACUGGUCCUGCUAGAGUCUAGACUCACCAGGGAACAGAAGCAAAUACAUGUAGCCCUCCAACAGAAAGAGAAGGUAAUCAAACAGCAGCAAGAGGAGAUCGUGAAGCUGAAGACUCAGAAGGCGUAUUGUAGUAACUGCCAGCAGAUUCUAGGCUUCACCAGCGAGCAGACGAAUAUAGAGACGGACCCGGAGUUUCAGAGCCUGGAGAGCACGGACUCGCGGUUUCAGAACACGUUCGUUAGGAGCUGCAGUUAUAGGGAGAGAAACACUGCGCCAGCGUUCCAGAAGAACACCCGGUUGAGCAAGAGCUUCCAGCUGCCUAAGAAUGACGUCAUCUAUGGCAACACCAGCUCGAGUGAAGAGGGGAACAAUGCAAGCGUCUGCAGUAAAGGAACGUUCAUCAAAAACAAACAAGCGUUCGUAAGACGCGAUGUCUUCAGACGAUCGAGAAAGUAUUCCGGAAGGAAGCAGAGUAGCAAGUACUUAGACAAUAUGCAGAAGGGCUACAACCAAGCCCACCACAGCAGCAGUGCCGAGGAGUGCGUCGGCAUGGGCUACCAGGUCAACCACGACGACACCGACGCCACCGCCAACCAGAUAGCUAAAGACAUACGGAAGGCUUCAUACAAAAUUGACCAACUGAUCGGAGACUCCAAUGUCCCGAAAGACACUGCUAGUCUGAGCAAUGACUCCGACAAACCCUACUCGUCCAAAAUCGAGAGACUUCACGGAAUCAAGCGGCAGGCGUCCGAUGAAAUCAAUGUGAACAGGAAACUGUUCCUAAAUAACGUCCUCAAUGAGGAAGAUAACAACGAAAAACCCUGGUAUUGCAAUGUCAGCGAUCCCGAGCAAGACGCGGACCUUGUCGAUCAAAAAGGAAAUUUAAAUAAUAUCAAGUCAAAAUCAGCCGACGACCUUCUGGUGGCUGGUUUCAAUAACGGCAUCUUAAAUGCUGAAGUUCUAUCAGCUAAGAAUGAAGUAUUAUGUAACAGCAUAACUAACAGCUGCAAAGACAGAUGCAACUCGCGAUUAGACAAUAAGAAUAACAAAGAGGCUAAUUUCCAACAAACCCAAUCGGCGGAGAUCAGCGAGAACUGGUACGCUAGCACCAGCGACGCAGACGACAGCCCCUCCAACGAAAUAUACAAGAACAACCCAGUCCUAGAGUGCGUCAACCAAAUACUACUGCAGAACUCCUUGGACGACAGCAGCAAUGAUAACUCCAAAUCAAGCGAAGCGCCGAGUCCAAAAACUACGACCAAACGUGUACAAUUCUCAACUUUAAACAGUAUUUCGUACGAAGAUAAGGUGCGGAAUAACCUUAGCAAUACUCUUCCACGGGCUGAUAAGAGAAAUAAGAUCGUGAAGUUCAGCCUGGAGACGGCGUCGGAGCACAGCUACGAGGUGCCUCGCGCGGACGAGGAGGAGCAGAGUCUGUACAGCAACGAGUACGAGCCCAUCGCCGCGCGGCCCCCGCCUGCAGACAAGGCAGUCGUCAAGAGCUCCAUAGUCAAGAACCUAGCGGCCAACAUCGAAAACAGAAACGUGCCAGACAGAAAACAAGACAACGAUUUGGUCACAAUGAAAAUAUUCAACAAGAAGAAAGUGCCUCGCACCCCGCCCGCCCUGCCGCCCAAACCAAAGAACCUCUCCGCCAAACUGAAAGCCGAAAACUCCUCAAAACCAACAUCGGAUCCGAUGAACUCUGAAGCCGUUGCGGCCAACCAACGGGUUGCAGAUGUUAAGUCGAGGACGGCGGCGGCGGCGGCGAGCAGCGCCGAGCCCGACUACUGCUCCAUUUCAGAGAUAAAUGUUCCAGUAGUCAGCGCCGGCAAGCGCGAGCUGCUGCUGAGCCAGCCCACGGUGGAGCUGCACGAGCCGGGCGGGGCAGGGGGCGGGGCGGGGCGCGGGGGCGUGGCGCGCGUGGUGGCCGUGCCGCGCGUGGCGCCGCGGGGGCCGCGCGGGGACGCCGACAUCCCGCGCCUGCCGCAGGUCACCGAGAUCCUCAUCCCCGACGAGGACUCCUCGGAGCAGCCCGCCAGCCUGUCCUUCCCGCCCGCGCCCGGCGCCUACCUCGCCUCCUUCAGCAUCCACGCCAUGCAGAAGCCGGACCCGCGCUCCAUACAGAUGGGCAACACCGUGUCGUCCAUCCUGUCCGAGAUCAACAAGGGCGGCAAGAGCGUCGGCAAGCCGCUCAGCCUCACGGAGCUGGACCACCAGUUCAACCGCGCGCCGCCGCGGCCCGGCGCCGAGGCCAACAAGGCCGAGUACUUCGACGACAUCGACAAGUUCGACUUGUCGCAGAACUUCGAGGAGUUCAAGAUCGACGACGAGCUCGGCAGCCUCGCGGCGGAGGAGUAUCGCAUCAGCUCGGGCAGCGACGCCUCCGACGACCCCGCCGCCGCCGACGCUCACCUCACUCACCCUCCAAAAAACCGGAAAGCCGUCGACGACGACGACAACCAGACAUUUCUAGACAACCAGAACAACAACAACAACGAGACCGCCUUAAAAAAGAACCUGGCAAAAAAGUUAUCGAAUAAACCUGAUCUCCUAUCGAAUAUAGAGAAUUUAGAGACUGAAUCUGUGCGGAAUUCAGACAUAGAGUCGAGCAACUCUUCGGGGAGCAACAGCGGGUCGUACAACACGGUGAAGUGCGAGCCGGGCAUGCUGGGCCGCCGCGACCAGGUGCAGGUGUCCUUCGACUUCUUCCUGGAGACCUCGGGGCUGAGCUCCAAGGCCAUCGUGACCCCCAGCCGCCCCCCCGCGCGCCCCCCGACCGCCAACCACAGACACGCGCUCAAGCCGAGAGACAUCAAGAUGCGAGUCAAGCACCCGCUCACAACGAACAAACUCAACGACAAACCUAUGACGACUGCAAUCAAAUAUUUUGAACCCUACGUUUAGAGUUAUACUGUAAUCAAUUGUUAGUCUAAUGUACCUUGUAUGUUUCUUUUUAGAAAUGUAAAAUUUAUUUAUUGAUAAUGAACUUGCCUUGCAUAAUAUAACUAAAUUUAUGUACUUAUUAUUGUAAAUACUAUUAUACACCUAGUUAUUUUUUCAUUAUAAAAUCACUUGACAUUUA
Messenger RNA from Plutella xylostella (diamondback moth), 3986 nucleotides. RefSeq lists its product as uncharacterized. The record is from RefSeq and is a predicted model, not a curated record. NCBI's taxonomy places the organism in Eukaryota, Metazoa, Arthropoda, Insecta, Lepidoptera, Plutellidae.